GGUCGCACUUGGAGCAUAUGCUAAUCCGAUGUUGUAUGUCAACAAGACGUUUAGAUGCAUUUUAGUCCUUGAUGAAUCUAAAUUGCAAAAAGCCGAUCCACCUCUUCUGAAUAGAUUUGAAAAGCAAAAAAUGUCAAUUGAAGAUAUGCUCACAGAUGAACAACGAGGAAUCGUGAGAGAUUUGAAUACCUGGGCAAAACAAAUGGCCACCUUGGUUGGAAAGAAUAACAUAGCUCGUCAAGAAUUUACAUUACAAGAUCUCUUUAUUGGUUAUGAUCCGGAGGAAACUUUGCAAAGUUUGGUUAUUGAUGUUAUGCACAAACAUGAAGGUAAAACGCGCGAAGAGAUUGUUUCGUUAUGCAAGGAAUCUCUUAUUGCCAUUGCUUCAGCUGAUGGAAUUGUAAGGGCUACCAAAUCUGCGAUGGAAAAACAAGAAAGCCUCCGUUGGAAACUGGUUUACUUCCCCUCGGCUGAAUCUAAUAACCAACAUCAUGAUCACUUGGCGGAUUAUUUCAUGGCAUUGUUUUUUGAAGUUGGCGUUGGCAAUCCAGACCCAUUAUUGGUUAUUGUUAACACAUUUUCAAACAUUAACACCGAUGUAAAAAAAUGUCUGGAUAUGAUACUACGCGUUCAAGUCGAUAAACUUUCUACUUUUAGAACAGAAGCCCAACUUCAAAACAGG
This is a messenger RNA of Acaulospora morrowiae, 682 nucleotides long. The record is from the annotation of a GenBank genome assembly. NCBI's taxonomy places the organism in Eukaryota, Fungi, Glomeromycota, Glomeromycetes, Diversisporales, Acaulosporaceae.